AAAGCGGAUAAAUUUGCGCAACCCGUGAAAUCCAAACAACGGCACAGCCGAGCCCCUUUGUGCUCACCGUCGUUCCACGAACUACUUGCCAUGCCAUCAUUUGCAGAGUUGAAGGAAAAGGCAACAAAGGCCAAGGAUGCUAGUGUGACCAAGAUACAAAAUACGCGAGAUAGGCACUCUAGCGUGCCUAUGAAGAAAACGAACUGGGAUCCAUAUAAUAAACAACCGCCUCCACCGCCUCCUGCUCCGCGUGCUAGUAUCUCAGCUCGCCCAUCGAUAUCUCCUCCGCCUUCUCGUUCAUCAAUAUCUCCACCUCCACAGGCCCCAGGGCGAGGAGCGCCGCCACCGCCUAUCAAGCGUUCAACACGACCACCUAUUCACAGUGCUUCAACGGGUUCACCUUCGUCCAGUGUUCCCUCGCUGCCUCCUCGAGGGUCUCCAGCACCGUCAAAUCGCUCUGCCUCUACUGAAAUGGAGAUUGAUUGGGCAAAUCUUUCGUUGGAGGAUAAACGGGUUUUCUUCAGCUGGCUGGAUGAGUUUUUCGAGAGAUCGUAUGGUAUUCCGCCGCCAUCAUAGUGAGGUCGUCUUACCUGAGUUAGAGUAAGCGUGUAUAUUAGCUGAAAUCAGAUACAUCAUUUCCUUGUAAACCUAUAAUGAAUAAUCCUUAACACCAAGAGAACCUUGGUUCGUGCACAGUACUGCACUUACAUGAAGAGUUAACCUAAAUUUGGGCUCAUCUCUAUAUGCGCCGUACUGAACAGCAGCUAGACAAAGGUUCGCGGUACCAUCAACAUACUCGAUAUUCAAU
Desarmillaria tabescens is the source of this 808-nucleotide messenger RNA. RefSeq lists its product as uncharacterized. The record is from RefSeq and is a predicted model, not a curated record. The transcript has 5 exons. The coding region runs from base 91 to 576 and encodes 161 amino acids. NCBI's taxonomy places the organism in Eukaryota, Fungi, Basidiomycota, Agaricomycetes, Agaricales, Physalacriaceae.